Moneuplotes crassus is the source of this 1391-nucleotide messenger RNA. Lineage: Eukaryota; Ciliophora; Spirotrichea; Euplotida; Euplotidae. The record is from the annotation of a GenBank genome assembly.
AUUUAUUGAAAAUACAACUUCAAAUAAUGAAUUCCGAAGUUGAUCACCUUAGCCUUAGCAGUCUUGAUGAAGAGUUCUACAAAGAACUAGAUAAUGAAAUAAUUGAAAUGGAACAUGGUAAAGAAAAACUAAAAAUUGUCCAAAAAUUCAGCUUGAACUCACCUACCAUUAAGAAGAACGAAGGGUCAUUAUACAGAGAAAAACAACUCAUUGAUCACAUUAUCAGCCUAAAAGAUACUAUUAAAUAAACUAAAACAAGAUAAUCAUACUCUACGAGACAAAAUGAAGAACAUAAAAAGGCAAAAUAAAGACAUUAUUGAGAAAUACAAAAAAGAUGUUAACUUUGAAAUGGAGCUUGACUUCAAAGACAAGAAUACAAGUCUCCAUGAAAUGUUCAUCAAAGAACAUCAGAAAGUGCUAGAUCAGUUCAAUACCAAAAGAGAUGAGAUUAUUCGCAAAAAUAAGGCUAUUAAGAAGCUGGUGAAUAUCCUUGUCAGUCAAGAAACCUCCCUUUCUGAAGCAUACAUUAACGCUAACACUGCUAUUGGAGAAACAAUUUCCACAUUUAGAUCUCAAGCUUUACCUAAGAAGAAGGGAUUACAGGAGAAAAUACAAAUCGACCUUACCACACAAACCCACAGGUUUAUCAGAGAUGUAGAAGUGAAUGUAGAUAUUCCUGGACUCAACAAAGCGACUGCUUACGGUGAAGACUGUAGCCAGGCGCUAAAAUAUAUGGAGUUUGAAUUCGAUACUCUCAAACAUCUCAGUGAGACCUUAAUGGACGAUUUCAGUACAGCCACUUUCCAAAAGAAAAGUUUACAGAAAUAAGUUCAGAGAGAUGAAGUGAGAUUAUGAAGCUCAAAUAAAGGAAAAGAAUGCGAAGAUCAAAGCCCUCAAGAAGCAAGUCAGAGAUAUCCUUAUUGCGAAGGAAAAGGAGUUUAGAAAUCUCAAGAAAUGAGUCAACUCCGAGUUUGAUAUAAAAGAUAUCAUCAUCCAGAGACAUCAGGAAUAUAGCAAAAUCCUGAUGAAGGAGCUGGUAUUUUCCAAAAAUAUUAUUAAAUAACCCCAAACUACUCAGCACAGCCAGCAAUUUCUUAAAUUACCAAGCUGAAAAUCUUGGUGAGAGGGUUAAGAAAUUGCCAGAGAAGUAUAGAUAUCCUGCUGAGCUAAAUCGCAAAGCAAGAUCACCUGAAGGGAGAGUUGUUCCUCUCAAGUUGAAUAAGAUAAAGCGAAGUGUAAAUUUCUUCAGCAUUUCUCCAAGAUCAAGGAAUCAGAACUCCAGUGCUGGAACUUCAACUACAAACCUUCAGGUGCGAUCUUAUCGAGAAAACAAGCAACCAAUGAUGAAUUUCCGGCCUCCUAAUUUCACCGCCAGAAAAUUAAUGAAAUAA